This is a messenger RNA of Aaosphaeria arxii CBS 175.79, 324 nucleotides long. RefSeq lists its product as uncharacterized. Lineage: Eukaryota; Fungi; Ascomycota; Dothideomycetes; Pleosporales. The transcript has 3 exons. The record is from RefSeq and is a predicted model, not a curated record. Bases 1 to 324 code for a protein of 107 amino acids.
AUGCCGUCCCCGCCAAUGUUGAGUGAGGAAGCCGUCCAGCAUCUCCACCGCGCGUUUUCCACUGCGCAACUUUACAUGGAUAAGACUGCUGCCGCAGCCACGCUACUCGUAGCGGCACUCGACUUUGCAUAUGGAGAUGAUUUAUACGACAUCAUUGCCUAUAACGCCACGCUCGCGGACGCGUCGCCAACCUCAGACCCGCGCCGGACAACGCUUCAGCCGGAGGAAAUCGAGAUACGCAGUGCCACGCAGUGCAGAAUCGAAACACGGAAGCAGCUCGCGAGAGGGUUGCAAACUCUUUAUACACGUAGGAGCGUGGGCUGA